Spirometra erinaceieuropaei is the source of this 14656-nucleotide messenger RNA. The record is from the annotation of a GenBank genome assembly. NCBI's taxonomy places the organism in Eukaryota, Metazoa, Platyhelminthes, Cestoda, Diphyllobothriidea, Diphyllobothriidae.
AUGGCUGCAAUGGCUGCAUUUUUACUACCCCAACUAGUUGCCGACUGCAUCUCCCCACCGGGCGGAUUCAACUCCGCCAAAAUGGUAUUCACGCCAAACCCGCCGCACGUGGGAGUAACGACGACAGUCCAGUGUGCCCCAGGCUACUAUCCGACGAACACUUCGUCCUCUGCACAGUACAGAGGCAGCACCCCGGUCAUCGAUCCGUCACUGGCUCGUGGCACCUACAAGUGCACUGGAUCCAGGUCCUCAAAUCAUUCUCGCGAUCCGGCCUACUUCAGGACACAGUUCAUCUACAGCGGCAUUCCUCUGCAGGACUGUGACGGUAUGACGUAGUAUUAAACCUUACAACCGGUACGAUGCUGUCUGUGCAGCUUAACGUGUGUUUAAUGAAACGGGCAGAAAGAUAAUUGGGUCACACUACAAGUACAGUACAUUACUGUGACAAAGUUGUUGAUCCACGAAGGUUGCUUUGCUUGAUAAGAGGUAGAAGCGAUAGCCUGAACCAAAGCCCUAUUUGCCUGAGGUUUCGAACCCAAGCUAGAACACAUUAUCAGAGACAACAAUAAUUAGGGUAAUUCGUGAACAGGAAGUUGAAAUAUUGGUAGGUAUGCAGUUGCUGCGCUAUCGCAUGCCAGAGAUAGUCAACUGUUCUCCCCUUCAUCGAGGAUUGUUGCCCGUUUAUUGGCAAAUUCCUUUAUGGCCGGCAUGCAAGUUGUUAAUUGCUGCAGUCUCAUCACCCGUGUUGGAUGCUGGUGUGAUGAUUACUCGGCCAUCUGCCUCUGUACGCGAACCGUCGAACACGCGGCAUCAGUGCGGAGAGAUGACGCCAACUCUCAAGUCGCAGUUCAUUCGAAGAGACCCCGGCACACAGUUAUGAUCGAUGAGGCCGAAAUUUCCACGACAGGUGAUAAUCGCAUGAGCCGCGAGUUACUUGACUCAUGGUUCAUGGGACCCCAGUCUAUAAAGCAGUGUACUGACAUCCCUACCCCAUAUUCAGUACUGAAGUGUAGUCUGACCAAAGUAAUUAGCCACUCGGGGAGCCAGAUGACCGAGCAAUCAUCACGCCAGCAUCCAACACGGGUGAUGAGAUUUUAGCAACUAACCACUUGCAUGCCAGAUGUCCGACUGCUAGCGCACCAGCGGACAAAAAUCAUGGAUGAGGCGAGAGCAGUUAGUAAUCAUAUGUAUGCAGAACACAGCGGCUGCAUACCUACAAAUAUUGCAACUUUCUGUGUGCGGAUCACUCGACUCUCUGAUGAUGUGUUUGAGUGUGAAUGCGACACUUAAGGUGGCCAAAGCUCCGGUUGCAGUGAAUACUUCAACUCCUUAUCAACUAGUUCCUGGAACUCACGUCUUCGCUUGCAUCAGCGAUUCUCUUGGUGUUAGUUCCAUUUCUUUCUGAUAACUGCAGAAUUUCGUGUGGGGUAAAACCAUUUUUGCUGAUGCAUCCCAUUGAAAUAGUGAAUUAAUACUGUCAAUGAACAUGUGUCUCUAGAAGUGCUCGAGCCGCUAGCUUCUCAAUUUCAUACCCGGUGGCACGCUAGUCAGCUGUUAGAAUAAUAGACAGGUCCUCACCUUUUCCAGUGUCUAUCAUGAUUAAUGUCCUUAUAGUGACGACUGUAGCCACUGUCAAAUACCCCCUUUCCAAGUUCGUGCGACUAUGUGAGCAGAUCUACAAACGCGUGGACACCAGAUUUGCGUAGUUUUCAUCUUUCUCGUCUGCCAUCGUCGGUAUUAUUAUAAACACUUCGUUCAAAUGCACAUGGUUAUAGUUAACCACAUGCAGAUCCUCUCCUAAUAGAGCGCGCUCCGACAACAGAACUGGAAUUUCCGACUGCAUUGGCCCUUAAAGCAUAAUUCAUGAAAACCUCCCACUCUACCUUUUAUUUAAGCGAAACCGCAGAUCAGACCAAGUCAUAUUGAGUAUCUGUGAGAUGAUGUCGAAUAAAGCGCAACUGAAAACUGUACUACGUAUAAAAGCAGGACGAGAAGGGAUAAUCCAAAUACUGAAGCUACAGCUAUUCCUAACGAGCACCUAGAAAAAACACGAAAUUAAAAUGUUAAAUUCCUGCUUGUUUUUGCGGGUAUAUGACGCAAGUAUUAGAGGAUGCGGCUCCACACUAAUUCCACCAGCUUUCCGCGUGGACAUUUUGUACGCCGAAGAACUCACUAAAGCAUAGCAAUUUUAGGGGAAAUUAAAAAAACUGUGCAUUAAAACUAGAGCAUAUACCAGAAAACACAUGGGGAGCAUUGAACUGUCAGUAUGGUGAGUCAGUCAGUGUGUAUGCGGGUUAAAAGGUCUGGAAGCGUGUGCUAUGCCAGUCUCAGCAAACUAUGAACCUUUCCCCCGUGGUAUGUGCUGGCAGCUCCCUGACACCUGGUUCCCUGCUGGUAGAUGCCCUUGUGCGUCACCUUUGUAUAUAGGUGGUUGGCAUGGUUACCUAGACAUCCUCGUCCUUCCGACUCCUCUUGGUGUGUUGAUGUUCGUGAAAACCCUGGUCAAGUGUGUGUUGUGGACCAGGGGGUGUGGUGGCAUGUCCAGGUGUGUGUCCGGCCGUGCCAGUCAUCUGCGUCCUCCUCGCCUCCGGUCUUCUUGACGCUGUCUUGACACCGAGUCCAGGUGGGCAGUGGGGAAGCGAGAAUGCGGUAGAUACUGAUUCCUGCUUAAAUCACCGUGCCUGCUGCACCCAGCUGUGCAGCACACGGUGGAAUCGACGGCCGAACUGUCGCGUAUACACUAUUGGCUGACCGAUGAGAGAAUGAGGGUGAGAAAAAGGAGUACGCUUUAAUAGUAGUGAAAAUGCGAUUCCCAGGUGGCGUAUCAAAAGAAGAGGGGGCGUUCACCAGGAGGGGUUUAUUUGAAGUCCGACGUUUCGGGUAGUUUAUUCGUCUACCCAUCUUCAGAGACUGGGGAGUCCUGUGCACAGCACUCCUUAUUAUGGCGCCCAUUGUCCAAUGCGUGGUCCGCCAAUGCCGCCUGUGUGGCUGCAUCCAACCCGCACGUCACCGUGACCUGAAUCGUCCCCGUCGGCCGCGGUGAUGACUGACGGCCCCGAUUGUCCCGCGCCGUGAUUGUCCCCCGCUAAGAAGGUUCGUAAAGUCAGAUAGGAGGGAGGCAAAUUGAUGUGGCGGUUGACGGAGCGGUCGGUGGACAUCCAGGCUUCUUGCAGUUGUCUUGCUGUGUGAUCGCUGCCCCGGCCCACAAUCUCAACGACGUCAAAGUUGAAGAUGUGUCCCAUUUGCGCGGCAUGGGUUGCUACCUCCGACUUUGGGUCCAACCUUCGCUCGCACGGCCAACUUAUGCUCGUGCAUUUGCGUUUGCAGCUGUCGGCCGGUUUCCCCAACGUAGUUUCAACUUCCGCAGCUGCAUUGAAGUUGGUAGACAACGGCCGACAUCUCCUGCUUAGGGAUCGGAUCUUUCGGCCGCAUCACUUGCCGGCGGAUUGUUGACUCAGGCCUGUGGGCAACACCUAUUCCGAGUGGCGCGAGUGAUCGAGCCACGACCUCGGAGACCCCUUUAAUAUACGGAAUGCUCCGCCACGAGUUUGGCUGACUAUGCUCUUCGUUCCGUUUCUUUGGCUGCCUCCGGCUUCGUUCAAUGAAUGCCCGCUGAUAGCCAUUGGCUCUGAAAAGUUCUCGGAGGAGCUUUAUCUCAUCCAGUCUGGCGGAUGGCGUACUGCAUGCAGGUUGGAUGCAGCCACACAGACGGCAUUGACGGAUCACGCAUUGGACAAUAGGCGCCAUAGUAAGGAGUACUGUGCACGGGACUUCCCAGUCUCUGAAGAUGGGUAGACGAAUAAACUACCCGAAACGUCGGACCUCAAAUAAACCCCUCCCGGUGAACGCCCCCUCUUCUUUUGGAGUUCGCUUUAUUUUAAAAGUAUGAAUUCAAAAUUUUCGGAAAAAGGGACUCCAGUGGUGGAAAGUUGCGGAGAGAAAGCGGCUAUGCCGCAGUAACUGGAGAUUCGAUCGCACACAUUCAUAUCAACUUUAGGACCAAGCCUAUAACUGUUUCUUCCAAAUGAUUUAACUCACAAUAAUUCCUAUGGAAAUUAAAAUGAAAGCACGAAUUUAAUAUAAUGGGAGACUCUGGGCCUCUGUACUCAAACGCUCGGUGUUUUCGCUCGUUCGCCUACUCAGUGAAAUUGUAGUAAUUUCCCCUAGGUAGCAGUAAGUAGCUGGCAAAUGAGGUUGAACAAUUUGUUGCUGUGAGUUGGCUAAAUCAAUCAGUAUGCAAGCUCUUUUUGGCGACCCUUUCCUUAUGUCUGAUCGCGCACUCAGUGAUAGUGGAAAAUAUGCAAGUGGAGAUCGAACCACUAAUCGGAAUUGGCUAACAUAAGAUUUUUUUGGACAUUACAACGAAUGACGUGGCAAAAGACCAUCGAUAUAAUCAAGAAGACAUUCCAAGUGAAAUUCCUCCCACGUCAGACUGUCCGGAGUAUAAUCUUUUGAGGUCUGCCAACUGCAUGAUAAUUUAUUUAAAUAGGAUGAAGGGGAAAUCAGAUCAAUUCUAAAGAAAAGGUGGAGUGGACGGGCGCUCGUCCUCUAGGAAAUCGGAUGUAUUUACUUGGUGUUCUAAACUCGUGCUUGAGUUUAUCAUCAGAAUCAGGAAAAAGUGUCAGACUCGCUGUCUGGUUUUGCUGAAGCUGUCGUCGUGAACCAAAAAUACCGCAAGGUGGCAACUGCGUCAGGCAGCAGGACAAGAUCGACGAAACACGCGUGUCUGGGCUUUUAGCUAAUACCCGUUUAGUCAGCACGGUAAAUAAUUACGCAACAAUUAAAAUGCGGGAUCACAACAGUUUGACCCACCGACGAAUCACAAAUAAUUACUUGGCAGGAUGUGGGCAGUCUCCCACCCCUAGCUUCACUGGCGUGCGAUCAAGAGUGGAGGUCUUCCCUAAAUGGCUUGUGAACUAAGGGUAGUUUAGGGUUCGAAUACCUGUCCUAUUAGUCGCCGACAGAACUCCCCACAGCGUAACAGGAGUUACGCAGCCACCCGUAAUGGAUGCAGUUUCAAGUAUGAAGUUUCAAGUGACGGCCUCGGGAUUAAGAGACAUUUCUCUGCUAUUUUUUUAACUUUGUGAUGCCGAACCCGCGUGGUUAGAUAGGGUUUCGUGCAAUUGCGUUCGCGUUUCCCAGCCCGAUGUUCUUAUUCGUCUUCUCCAACUGCUCUUCAAUCUAGAGCGGGAGUUAUCUUGAUAAACGAUCAAAAGAUUACACCAGAGGUAGCCUUGCUUCUCCUCCAGAAAUUUCCUUCUCGUAUGCUUACGACGUCUUCUGCUCUGCCCGUAUAUUUAGAGGCAUUUUGCCAGCUAGACAUCCUCUCGCUCUGCAAUGCUCGUCCGGAGUCCGUUUCGCCGCAGAAUCAGACGCGCUUUAAGUACGGCCAACAGGUGUUCUUUGACUGCGAGACGGGUUACGCCUCAUCGGACAACAACACGCUGUCAAGAACCUCCAUGACGUGCCGUACUGUGUCAACACAACCGCAGAGUGGGGUGUGGAUACCGGGACCAUGCCAGGCCUGCGUUGGUACGUCAGAUAAACUGGCUCUAUGUUCGCAUAACAGACUGAUCGUUCAGAAGUAUGUGGAAACCACGCGGAGGAGACCUACAACGAAGAACUGUGCGUUACGGGGUGGGGGCAUUUUAGGGGUCACAGCCAGUUUUUAUGAGGUCGAGGAGAAUCGGUGUGGUUAGCAGUGAAGCUUAGACAACAUAAAAACAACGAUUUUUGCGGCAAAGUCUGCGACUCUUACUCUUUGCUGAUAGAAGACACUUCUAGUGGCAAGAUCUACUGCUUGGUCGACCAAGAAGAUUUACAACUCACGCAUCCAUGCGAGACCAGCAGUGGAAACCUCAAAGACUGAAACCAAAAAAGAUUGCCCAAGGCCGUAAUUGCCGCCGUAAUCAACAGCAAAGGAUUGACAGUUAGAAAGGCUAUUAGUUCUUGAUAUUGGCAGAAGACGCAUUACUGGAUAAAAAUAGACACUCCACUCAUCCAAAUAAUCACGACGCUUACUUACGAUUUGGUAAAAAUUAAGAAAGUGUGGCUAGAAGUACAGAAGCUGGGACAAAUCAUGGAAUGCGCCCAAAUUUAUGAAACAUCCCGAGGACUCAGAGGUCGGCCAGCUUGCAUCCUCCAUAACUUCCAAUCAGUACUGAACAACUGUAAGAAACAUGAAAACAUAACGGGACUAUUUGAAAUAUUAUGGCAUUGUUUAGAUUUACCGAUUUUCUAGAGAAAAGCCAUAAUUCCGAAAAAGCAAGAAAUCUCGUUAAAAAAUACACUCUAAUAUUAGAAGUGCAUAAAGCCUUUCUAUGAAAAUAACUUAAUAAAUAAAAUGACAUAAACAGAACAAACAUAGGAAAUAGUCAAAUACUAUACACGAAUGAUUACAUAGAUAAAAUGCAGUGGUCGUCAAUUUCCUCCGGGGUUAAUUGCAGAUUCAAGACGGUUUUACGAAUAUUUGUAGAUUCUUUUCAUUUUUACGAUUUAAUAUGCUAAUGCUGAGAGAAUUUCGCCCGAUUUCGUUGACAAGAGCGUCGCAGGAAUAGAAGGUUUCUUAAGGCCACAUAAUCAGUGGCCAAGCGACGAUUAAUUAAUUUGAAUAGAAAAAGCGGAUUCGUAGCCCUUAGCGAUGCCAGUGAAUACCAUGCAGAGUGAAGUUCUCUUCAUCGGCUGCUCAAAAGGACAGAUUAUAUACUGCAUUUAUCAAAGCCUCCAAAGUGCAAUGUUCCUUGAAUGCAUUUGUCGAGAACAAGGUAAAAUUGAUCUGAGCUCGAAUUUCUGAACACUUUUCCUAAUAAAAUUACCAGGAUAAAUGUCCCGCAUGUAGAAAUUACACUAGCUGGAACAUUGUAGCCCGAUAUGAUGAUUGUCUAGAUCUCCGCUAUCACGUUUCACGAUUUGCACUGGCUACUGCAGAUGUACCUUUCAAGGACAAGUUCGAUCUGAAAGCAAACGUUCACCAACAUGCAUUAAAUUCUCUUUAGGGAAGGGCCUUAAAUCUCAAUUUAUUCUCAACCUGAAAGGGAUGGGGACGAGGUUGUUUUCCGUACAGGUGGUAUUUUUCGUGGACUAGGAGACGUUCGGGAGUAGAACAGUUAAAAACCCGCGCCUGCCGUCCAUCAGAUACAGAGAGAUUUAUAUUGAACCGCUGAGUGCCCUGAGCCUAAGUGUGGGAGCAACUGAAUUCGAGCUGCACAUAAAAACUGCAGUGCGGAAACAGUCUGUCUAAGGAUCCUGCCGACCUAAGAAUUUAAAUGUGUAUACAUUGAAAUGUGCUGGAUUCCUGGGGUUAUCUGUGGAGUGCAAGGAUUACAGAAGUAUCCAUCCGGGCGCAAGUUUAAGAGGUUUUGCAUCUAAUAAUUGAAACAUAAUUUAGCCUGAGACUGCCAUUGAGGAGGAAUAGGCGGCAAGCGCAUGCGUAUUUUCGAUAUGGUAUUGAAUGUCCUACUUUAGCUUAUAAGUAGACAUAAUUUGGUAAAUAUUAGUCACAGACGAUAAUGAUACCUUACUCCUUGUAGUCGGAGUUCAAAAGAUUAUUUCUUGAAGAAAAAGACACGAUCGCUGGGACAAUAGCCUUAUUAGCCUGAAGUUUCGGAUUUCUACUCGAACCCAUAAUCAGAGACAAAAGCAGCUACGGGUGGUGCAUGCACAAGCGGCUGCAAUUUGAUAACGCGCGUUGGGUGUUGGUGUGAUGAUUGCUCGACCAUCUGACCACCGACCCUGGCGUUGAGGAAAAGGGGCACCGGUGCGCUCUCCGAGUGGCUAAUUACUCCGUCACCGACGUUUGGAGUCUGAAGUCGUUUAUCGGAUCUGAUGCAUCUGUUGACAAGGUAACUACGUUGGAGAAACUAGAAGGCAGCUCCGAACACGAAUGGUCGAGCCAGCUGCAACGGUGCGGAGAGAUGGCGCCAGCUCUUAAGUUGCGGCUACUUCGACGAGAUCCGGCCACACAUCCAAAUUCAAUGAGGCCGAAAUUCUCGCUGGAGGGGACAACCGUAUGAGGCGGCAGCCUCUUGAGUCAUGGUUUACUGCCCCCCUGUCCAUUAACAAGUGCAACGACCUUCCCAUACCAUAUUCGGUGCUGGGACUUCGCCUAGGCGGCGUAACUAGCCACGCGGAUAGCGCACAGACAAACACAGUUCCCAUUGUCAGGAUCCGUGGGUCAGAUGGUCGAACAAUCAUCACACCAACAUCCAACGCAGGUGAUGAAAUUGCAGCAAUUAACGACGCGAAUGUCGGCCAUCAAGCAAUCUGCACACCAAGUGCGACGAUCUCUGAUGAAGAGGAGGAGCCGUGCAUAUUCAUAGGUAUGCGGUAGCAUGCCAACUGCAUCCUGUAAAUACUGCAGCCCCUUAUGCAUGGACCACCCAUAUCUACUUUUGUUCGUGAUGAUGGGUUAUAUAAGUAAUCCGAAGCGUCAGGCUAAGAAAGCUCUUAUCCCAGCGAUCGUAUCCCCUUCUAAAAGACUGCUUCCUGUGACUCCUCUCUCCGCUUCUAUUGACAGAUCCCAUUUGUUAAAACCAAACUGCUAACUUCCGAAUGAACCUGUGGGGAUGGAGUCGUUACUGACGCCGCUUUAGAGCUACUGGACGGAGCUGUGUGGGAGACUCCAAGUUGAAACAUUGAGCACAUAUGUCACCAAGUUUAAGAUAUGCUUAUCACAUACGUUGUCGCAGGCAGGAGCUGUAUUAGUGGUUUUAAGACAGCGAUAUUGAUCAGAAAUAUUAACAAGUUCAAGAUAUGUAUGGCAUAUUUACUGGCAUCAGUUGGAAUUUGUUGAGAUCGAAAUACGCAAGUGUUUUAAUGCAGGAACAUUUGCACUCGGCGAAAGGUGGCCUUGACUGGUACUACUGUGCUUAUAACCACUGCCAAAUGCAAGCGUGGCCUCAGACCUAGGAUAUCCAAAAUUUCAGUCCCAGAGGAUAUUCGUAACGCCUCUUUUCUUAAACCACCAAGCUAUCUACCGAUUAUUAAAGAGACUGUCUAUCUAAGAGCUAUGCUCUGCGUGCAGAAUCUGCGAUAAUUUAGAACAUUGCACUAAAAAGCCGUAAAGUACGAUUUAUUAUUUUUCCUUUUGUGACCUAAAUCCAUACCAAUGGUGGGAUAUCAAGAUCAGGUUAUGUGCCAUGAAGUUUCGCUUUGGCUCUAGCUUUAUUAGAUUUGCUAUAAAAUAGCAUGUCUCGGUGAGAGUCAACACUGCGUCCGAACGCGUGCAAUACCGACCGACAUGCUUUCAAGUGUAUCCAGACAGUAACAAUUCCGUAGUGAUUUUGUCAUUUGGCCAAUCCUGUAACUCUCAAAAGGCUCAAGGGUGUUUAAUGCAGGAAGGAUUCUCCAACCUGUCUCCUAGGCAGACAUUCAUAACAAGCGUCAGAAUGUCGACAAAGGCGAACAGGCAGUUCUAGAAUACAGUUCAGAAGGAGGAGAGACUACUGGGAUAAGAAGUUUGCUGGCCUGACGUUUUGGAUACUCAUUCGAACACAUCAUCAAAGACGAUUGCAUAUAAGACCUGGUGAUGUGUUCGAGUGAUAGUCGGAAACUUUAGGCCAGCGAACUUCUUGUUCCACCGAGCGCAUCUCCUUCUUCCGAAGUGUCUCGGCGCAGAAACCUGAACAGGCCUGUACGAAAGCAUGUCUUGUCUAAUAGUACGUUCUCAAUCUGUCAUUGUCUCUGAGCAUGGGUUCGAGCAGAAAUCCGAAACGUCAGCUCUUGUCCCGGCGAUCGUGUCUCCUUCUUCACACACCUUUUAUAAAAUAUUUCUGGAUUUAUGAAGGCAGUGAGAUUCAUAGGAAAAAUGCAUGUUACUUAAGUAGUUACCUUCAGCGAGUGUGAUUUUUGCAAGUAUCUGGAACAACUUUAAAUCUGGAGUCAGCCAUUUAUGCUAAUGUUUUUUGCUAACUCAUUCUUGUAAUCCUGUAUAACCAUAGUGAAUUUGUAGAUACCCUGUUUAUGACUCAUGAUUGCAACUAUCGACUUUUUCGCGUAUGAGACAAUUGUAAGUCGAAUGCCAGCAGGCUGUACUGGUAAGGUAGCGACAAUUUUUCCGUAUCCGCUAGCGUCGGAAACUUAUUCUUGUAUCCAAUUCACUCAAAAACCUCCUUUAAGCUUUCGCUUAGGAUCUCACGAGUUUUGGCGCAUAAUGUGGUUGUAUCACUAAGCAGCCUACCUAUAAAAGGGUUCUUUAUUCUGUCAGGUCAUGCUUUUAUUGUCCUUUGCCAUUUGUAGUUACUCGAUGCAAUCAAACCGCAAUGUUAGAAAUGGUGCCGCAGUUCGGGCAGCUGAAGGGAGCGCGAAGCAAGCUAACGGAAGAACGGUAUGGCAUGUUGCAGGUGAGCCAAUUUAACCGAUUCGGCAACGUCGUGACCUUCAAAUGCGACGAGGGUUACUUCUUCAAAGACCGAACCUUCCAAAAGUUCAUCGAAUGUACCCUGAUUGAGGGCACGACGGAUCAGAGCACAUGGGCUGGCUACAGCGGUACCCUGCUUCCCAUCCCAGAGUCAUGCACACGUGAGUUUCCUUGCCAGCAAAUCAUUUCAUGCAUUGUCUUAGUAGUAGUAGUAGUAGUAGUAGUAGUAGUAGUAGUAGUAGUAGUAAUAUUUAUCGUAACAAGACAUACUUAUUAGAUGAAGAAACAGGAAUUUUAAACAAAAAACCUGACGCAGUAACAACAACCAUUUUUGAUAGUUACUAAGUUUCUCUCGGUAGUGCUACUGGCUACACUCUGUGCAGGCAAGGAUGUGAGAUCAACUUAGAUCACGCACAAUAAUUUCGUUUCGUCUAAUGUCAGAAGUCAAGGAGCUGUGAGAACUAGUUUAUUCUGUACACAGGGCAGGUUGCCGUAAGUUGGCUGUUUGCUUGCAACAGAGAUAAGUGUCCGUUCACGGCGAGCGUCAGUCGCGAUGCGUAGUUUACGCCGGAGUGAAUGUCUGUGUCAGUAGGUGGGGGGGGGGGACGUGACUGGCUGAGUGCUGAUCAUGAGAUGGGACGGAUUAGGGGAGGAUUAGGGGGAAGCAUAGUCACAGGGGCUCCCGGGUACCAAGCCAGGUCGUUCGACGCGCGUGAGGUGAUAAUAGCUUUUCAGGGCAACCGGAAGUCACUGCAGCUGCACAGGAGGGGCCCCAGUUCUAGCCGGCGUGGGUGGUCGUCUGUCAGCGGCUUGGCAACGAUUGUCGCGGGAAUCGAACGGCAAAAUGGAGCCGGAGAAAAGGGGGGCUGGAGCGGCUGCUACAACUCCAUCUGUGACCACUGUGCAUUCGCAUUGCAUUUGUCCAUCUGGUAACCAGCCAACGGACCAGGCCAGUUGGACGCGAGUCCUGGCAGCUUUCUGCGGCGGCGAGUACUCAGAUAUGCCAUGUGUGUAUACUACUGAAUUUCCUUAUAGCACCAAUGUCACUAAGAGUGAAUAAAGACAGCUCUAUUAUGUCCAAACAAAUAGGGUCUUGGGGACACGCUUGCCAGGUAUCUCUCCAACGAUAAAAAUUUGUUCCACAAAUGGUAUCGAGGAGGAACUUCAAAAAAAUCUAGGACUUACUUCGCCAUAACGGGUAUCCUGACAUGUUCCUUGCAAAGAAACUUGUCGAAAGACCCGCAAAACCCGCCACACUAACCGCCGAAAAGGAAACGUUGUUCCUCAAAGUUCCUUUCCAAGGAGACGCUGCAAGUAUAUUCCUGAGAAGACGCCUUGAUCUAGCUGUCUCAGGAACCUUUCCAGCAGCAAGGGGUCGCAUAUCAUUCUCCACUAACCCUGUUUUACGCGGAGAAGGCAAAGAUAGGCUGCCACCUCAGACCGCCUCAAUGCACAUCUACUCAUUCACUUGCUUCUGUGGAGCAGGUUAUAUUGGUCGUACGAGUCGGCGCAUUUCCAAAAGAAUACGAGAGCACCUUCGUGCAUGGCUGGCAAAAGGUAAAACUAGGAGAAUAGACAGCGCCAUCCUUGCGCAUGCAGUGGAUUGAGGACAUCGUGUGGACACCGCUGAAGCAUUUCGUGUGAUUUAUGAGGUCCCCUCGUGCUAUCCUAAGCUACUGGACCAGCACAUGUUAGCAACAGCAGAAGCGGCCGCAAUCAGGUUAUGACAACCGACCCUAUACGCCCAGUAGAACCGGGUUCAGGCUCCGCGCUUACCGUGGUCAAAGGUUAAUCAACCACUUGAAACUUUCUGCGCCUUCCCCUCUAAACCCGUCCAUGUUUUCAAAAUAACUUUUACUGGUUUUCCAAUCAUCGAAAUGUUUGAUUGUAAGUCCUUCCAAAACAAUUGUACUGGCCCGAGGAGAAUUUAUCGAAAACAACGUAUGCUGGCUAACUCGUCUUCCUAAUACUGUUAUGAGAAUUUUCGCAACAUUAAAAAUUUCAUUUAAAAACCGUACAAGGUGGCCAGAGUGCGGUUUGACUUUCGAUAGUUUGGGGAGAAGGGGAUAGUGUAAGAUACACAGGUCUUAAGCAAGUGAAUGUUUUGUGCGGACGUGUAGCGAACCUUUCCCUCAGGUUUGGUAAACAGCGCAAUUUUAGGAGUGUAAUUGAUUUUUAGAAGACCCAAUAACACAAAAUGAUCCGAACAUGACAAUGGAGCUCUGUUUUUACCACAAAUAAGCUUGGGGUGGUUGGUCAAAGUAUGAUCAAUAUGGGCGUCAGCGCGAGUAUUGAAGAAAAGCAUGCAAAAGUCCCGUUUUGCAACGUGCUCUUGAACGUUGCAAGUAGUCGCUCGUAAAAAUCACGGAGGUGCAUUGCCCCGGCUGGAGUACUAAGACGCAAAUCUAACAAGUACUUAUCCCUCGAGACUGGCGACUUUCGGAACGCACAUGAGGAAAAACAUAUACACAGCCGCAAUGUUAACAGUUAGUCUACUGUCUCGUCCCGUAAAGGUUUCCGUUCCCGCGUAUCCAGUGGUGGACGCCCGGUAGGAGUUCGGAAAAUAUUGCAGGGCAGGAUGAUAGUUGGUAGCCCUGCCCCCUGAUUCUACAAUUGUACCUACUGGCUCGAUUUCGGUAUCUGUGAUAACGUUCUCAUUAUGUCUGGGGGGUGCACGUACAGAGGCCCUGCCAGGAUGACUUUCUUCUUCACUUUAACCGCCCCGAGGACGAGGCGCUGCAAGACUGUCUAUAUAGACUCAUUGUAUUGCACCCCCACACGGAAAUCUUUAGUAAAAGGUGAAAGAUUUAUCCUAAAUGGAUUAUGAUUCAUCAUGCUUCCCAUUAUGCUUCUAAUUGCAUGUGCGCACAGUAUUACCUGCAUCAGAUUAAUUGCAUAGGUACUAUCCUAGGCGGAUUGGCGGGGGUAUCCGUUUCGUCGGUUUGCCUGCAUCCUUGGGUCUUUUUACUCCACACCUCCAGUAGAGUCCGGUGCGAUCGUGUACGAAAGGACAACCGACGCUCGGUUAGGGUGUCUACCGAUACUCCAUCCACUGCAUCAGUCCUAUUGACAGAGUGUUGCCCUCCACCCCCCGCCUUUACGAACAGCCCGAUUGUAUUUGGUCGCAGGGGUUUGGCUGAAAACUGUGACGCCUUGUAAACACCGCCAUGGCCAGUUAGCGAUCCUUUCCUGCACUUCCAGUUUAAGGCACUACGGCACCCCCCCCCGGGCGCUUCGACAUUGCUGGGCUUGAACUGGGCGCACUUCACCUACCACAUCGCGCACUUACUACCUCAUGGGUUAAGACUACAACAGCAAGGCGUCUCAUACGCCAGUCAGACCCGAAGUGUUCACCUUCCUCGCAUUUUUCACGUUAUUUAAAUUAGGUUUCCACUUUAUCAGGAUCGUCCAUUCCAGGCAUUCCCUACAAGCGUCAUUUACGCCUCCACUCAUUUGCCCCACCCGUAUACCACCAAUUACCACCGGUCCCGUAAGUCAGGUAGCUGAGAGUUUUCGGUACCGGGAGGGCUACCAACUACCAUCUAACCGACAAAUUCAUGUCUCCACCGUUGGAUUAGCUCUUAUCUUUGCAAGUGGCUAGAUACUAGUAGUUGCAGCUUUCGUCUCCGUUCUCAAGAAGUGAAGGCGAGAUAUGGUUAUGUACCGCACCUUCUGAACACAAUACUGCGGAGGGCAAGGGUUGGUGGUUAAAGCUAGGGGUUAUGGUUAGGAGUUAGGGCUAGGGGUUAUAGUUGGAGUUAGGGUUAAGGGUUAUGGUUACUAUUUCUCAAACACUCAGAGUACAGCCGCGCAUUCUUAAUAGCCUUUCUUUUGCAUACAACUACUUGACCCCGGCCCAAUCUGCAGAAUCCUCUAUUACUCACUGUUCCGUAGAACAGGUGGCUGGGAUUUGUUUACUUUAGAAGGGGCUGUAUUACUACGGCUGAUCUAACUGAAUCUGUGAUCAUUUACUUAAUCACUCUGUUUUAUCCUCUUUUCCUGGCAGCCGUUACCUGCAUGUAUGAGGACGUUUUGAUGAGAAUAGAGGACAAAUUUAAGCCGAAUUUUACUAUCACCUUUGCGAACGGAACGCAGUACACGACAAACAAACUGCAGCCCCGUGAGUAUCCCUAUGAAACUGUAAUCCGAUAUGUCUGCCAGGAGGGCUUUGAGACGGUAACAAAGGACCCCGAUCAGAACAUCACCUGUGGGGCGCUGGGGAAAUGGCUUCCUCAGCUCACAAGCUGUCUCGGUGAGUUUAAAGAAGUUCGCCGGUACUUCGUCAGAAAUGCGAGGUAA